CGUCUCCUCAGCAGCCGGCGCCGCCGCGCGGGCGGGUGUCAGUGCCACGGUGUCUGUCGGGGAGGGAGAGCAGGAGGCUGCCUGGCUGCGCCCCUAGCCCGAUCCCCGCGGCCAGGCGCCCCGCAUGCAGCCCUCACCCUGGAGCGGAGGCGGCGGAUCGAGGAGCUCUCGCGAUCCUCCCGGCAGCGGCUGCUCCAGUCCAGGGACAGGAUGUUCUCCAAGCUCACCUCCAUCCUGCAGCACGCCGUGGAGGCGCUUGCACCAUCCCUUCCGUUACAAGAAGAUUUUGUUUACCACUGGAAAGCAAUUACCCAUUAUUACAUAGAGACCUCAGAUGACAAAGCUCCUGUGACUGAUACCAACAUUCCUUCUCACCUGGAGCAGAUGUUGGAUAUUCUAGUUCAAGAAGAAAAUGAGAGGGAAUCGGGAGAGACAGGGCCUUGUAUGGAAUAUUUGCUACAUCACAAGAUCUUGGAGACAUUGUACACACUAGGGAAAGCUGAUUGUCCUCCCGGAAUGAAACAGCAAGUUUUGUCUUUCUAUACCAAACUUCUAGGAAGAAUUCGACAACCUCUUCUCCCACAUAUAAAUGUAUAUAAACCAGUGCAGAAAUUAAUCAGACUUUGCGGUGAAGUUCUAACAGCACCAACAGAAAAUGAAGAAAUUCAGUUUCUCUGCAUAGUAUGUGCAAAGCUGAAACAGGAUCCAUACCUGGUCAACUUCUUUCUUGAGAACAAGUUAAAAGCAUUGGCUUCCAAAGGAUCAGCAAGUGUAAUUACAGAAGACAUGCUAAAAGGCCAGGAUUCGUUGGUGACAGACAUUGGGCAGUCCGUUCAACCUGAAGAAAUAUCUAAUGCUGCUGGAGCGGAGCAAGUAGAGAAGGAAGAUGAUCUAUCCACAAGUCUGGAUGAACUAAAUGUCACUUCAUCACCUGAGGCCUCAGCUAUUCGUCUAAACCAAGACUAUAAUUUAGUGAAUUCUUUGCUAAAUCUCACAAAAAGCCCAGAUGGUCGAAUAGCAGUAAAGGCAUGUGAAGGCCUCAUGCUCUUAGUGAGUUUGCCAGAGCCAGCAGCAGCCAAGUGCUUGACUCAGAGCACUUGCUUAUGUGAAUUGCUGACGGACAGGCUCACCACACUCUACAAAGCCCUGCCUCUGUCCGUGGAUCCAUUAGAUAUUGAAUCGGUUGAAGCAAUUAACUGGGGUUUGGAUUCAUAUAGCCACAAAGAAGAUGCAUCUGCUUUUCCAGGGAAAAGAGCCUUGAUUUCAUUUCUCUCCUGGUUUGACUACUGUGAUCAACUUAUUAAAGAAGCACAAAAGACUACUGCUGUUGCUAUGGCAAGAUCUGUACGGGAACGAUUUUUUGUUGGUGUCAUGGAACCCCAGCUGAUGCAAACUUCAGAGAUUGGGAUCCUUACAUCAACAGCACUGUUGCAUCGUAUUGUCCGUCAAGUCACUUCAGAUGUGUUGCUGCAAGAAAUGGUUGGCUUUAUACUUGGAGGACACAGAGAGCCAGAAACCCUGACAGAUAUCAACAGACAUCCAUUGCGAUACAGGUUAAUCGAGCACUGUGACCAUAUUUCUGAUGAGAUCAGCAUAAUGACUUUAAGAAUGUUUGAGCACCUUUUACAAAAACCUAAUGAGCACAUUCUUUACAACUUGGUUCUAAGAAAUUUAGAAGAAAGAAACUACACAGAAUAUAAACCACCCUGUCAGGAAGAUAAAGAUGUGGUGGAGAAUGGACAGAUAGCAGGAGCAGUAGACCUGGAAGAAGAUCCGUUAUUUACUGAUCUUUCUCCGGAUAACACAUUGUCGAAUCAAGAGUGGCUAAGUGCUUCUCCUCCCAUCAGCCCAGAACAUCCAAAAAACGAUGGGAAGACUGAAGUUCAUAAAAUUGUAAAUAGCUUUCUCUGUCUAGUACCUGAAGAAGCCAAAUCAUCAUACCAUGUAGAGGGCACAGGUUAUGAUACCUAUCUCAGAGACGCCCACAGACAAUUCCGGGAUUAUUGUGCAAUCUGUUUACGAUGGGAAUGGCCGGGGUCUCCCAAAUCUUUGGAAAAGUGCAAUUUAGAAGCAUCGUUUUUUGAAGGACAUUUCUUGAAAAUUCUGUUUGACAGAAUGGGCAGGAUUCUCGAUCAGCCAUACGAUGUAAAUUUACAAGUUACAUCAGUGUUGUCCAAACUCUCCCUGUUUCCCCAUCCACACAUCCAUGAAUACCUUUUGGAUCCCUAUGUAAAUCUGGCUUCAGGCUGUCGAUCUCUAUUCUCCGUUAUUGUCAGGGUUGUUGGAGAUCUUAUGGUGAGAAUCCAGCGCAUACCGGAUUUCACUCCCAAACUUCUGCUGGUCAGAAAGCGUCUGCUUGGAUUGGAGCCUGAAGGGCCCAUUAUUGACCACAUGACAUUACUGGAGGGUGUGAUUGUACUGGAAGAGUUCUGUAAAGAGCUAGCAGCGAUUGCAUUUGUGAAAUACCAUGCCUCAUCUACACCCUAAGCAGCCGCUUGAAGUGACUGGGCUACAAAAUCGAGUGUUUCAGUCAAAGAAGACUAUUGACUCCACCAGACAAGAAGGGAGAGAGCCUCCUAACAAAGUGUUGAUAUAAUUUGACAGUUGUUAUGGAUGGCAGUGGAGGGUGAGUUCUUGGUCACUGUUCAUGAUUUCUUGGCACUCGCUGCACUCCGAUGGAGAUGUAAUCAAAUGGACAUUGAACCCAGGAUGCAAUCAAAGGGACUUCAGGGCAGACAAAAUAUAACAUUUCCAGUCACUGUUUGAAGAGCUGAAAAAAAUGUCUGAAGACCACAAACUUCAGAACUUUGGUUACCAGGCCAUUGUUUUAACAACAUUUUAGGUGGUAAGGAUUUUUGAUAUGCUCUGGGGCUCAUAUACUUCAAUUGUCUUUUGUGAUCGUUAUUGCUUUUUAAAAUAUCAAGCUAUUUCUCUAAUGUUUUCAUGUCAUAAGCUUUUUCUGUUCAAUUGAGAAUAUGAAAGGAAAAGAGUAAAGCAGCAUGUGUAGUUACAAGUGAUACCAUCUAAAACAUUGGAGAGAGGAUUAAAAGACCUGCUAAUACAUAUGUAGUAUGAUAUGAUCCAUGUGGGAUGAAUUCUCCUUUUGUGAAUCUUCUUAUAUUGUAGUGAAUUCUGGGCUGGUGAAUUCUGAUUCAUCACUGUGUUCCAGUUUUAGACUGGUGUAACUCCUUAUAUUAGUGAAAUUAUAUUGCCAUAUGUUGGUGAAUCAGGGCCUGUAUGUAGACAACAAUCAAAUCCUAAGUAUGCAUGUUUCUAGUGCUGUGCUCUUUGUUUUUCCAAAUGGUUUCUGCUGAGUUCAGCUGUGUAACUAGACUUGCCUUAGAUUUUUGUAUGGGAGCUCCAGUUUGUUUGAUCCAUGUCAUCUUUACAAGGAUGCUAUUAUACAGGUCAUUAAUAGUAGUUGCUAAAACCAGUAUUUUUUUAAAUGCUAUUUAACAUUGGUUUAAGAAUAUUUUGUGCCUUGAAAAUUGGCAGUGAAAAUGUUGUGUUGUUUUUCAAAUGUUUUACUGCUUGUCUGAAUGUAACCAUAGUGUCCAGACGAAAGAGUGACUGAUACCGUUUUGGGCAGCAGUAUAAGGGAUGAUUCAAUACUUAGGACCAAAAUUCUCCACUGGUUUUCACAACACUGGGAUGCAAAGAUGUUCCCCAGUUCAUUCUUUGCAACAUGAAUUCUACCAGCCAGAGCAGGAAUUUCCAUUGCAGGCCAAGGGGCAUGUACGCUAGCGUACUGUGCUACUGUUCCUCCUGAAUGACUUUAGCUAGCACUUGCUGCUGACAGCAGCAUAAGCACUAGCAGGCUGGAAGGGCUGGAUGUGCUCCUUAACCUUCCUAUCACUCUUGGAGAUCUCUGUAUAGAGAACUGCCCGCCUGUUUACACAGGAGAAUACCUUCAUAUUGACACAGUAGCACAGACAGACCAAGCAGGAUUGAGCCCUUAAUGUUCAUAUUCCGUUUCUUUGUCUUUUUUAAUAUCCUGUCGGACAGUGAGUGUAAGUUUCUGAUCUCAUUUCAGUGUAAAUCUGGACUAAUUUAAUCUCAGUAGCAUUCCUCCUGAUUUCCAUGAGCGUAACUGGGAUCAGAAUCUGGCCCUCCAUGAUUUUGAUGUCUGUCUGUUUUUUUACGUUUAUGGAAUCUGGAUUUUGAACAACUCCUGAAGUUACCAGGUGCCUUGUCCAACAAAAUUGAACAUGCUCACAGUUAAUGGGCUAAAUUCACCACUUAUUCACAGCAUAAACUCCAGUGGAGGGUCCUGCUGGUGAAAAUUACAGGGCCACAGGCAGAUAGAAGUGUGGAGUACCACUCCAAAAAAGGAAAAGCAUUGCCCAAAAGUGGCUGUGGCCAGGGAGUAAGAUGAUUCACUAGCUCCCUACAGGUCCUCCCAUCAACAGAGCUCUGGCACGUCAGCUAGAAUGAAAGAUAUUCUCAAGAGUGGGUAGCGGUAGGAACCUGGGACUUAGCAGUCAUAUGCACCAGCUUUGCUGAAUGUGCCCCAAUAAUGUUUUCAUAACAAAAUAGCUUAGUAAAAUAGAGUUUAAGAAAGGGUACUUUCUCUUCAUUCCCAUUCUUUACAUGGGUAUUUGGAAAGUAGCAAGUGAUUUUGUUUUCAGUGCAAUGUGUACUACAACUGAUCCAUUUUGAGAAGCUUCAUUAAUAUAAUGUACCUGCCUGUACAUACAGUAUAAAAAAGUAUGUAUGUGUGUAGAUUUAUGUUUAGUGCAUACAUUUUUGAUAAUUUAGGCCCCGAUUCUGCAAAGCGCUGAAGCGUGAGCAUAAAGUUAAGUAUCUACUUAAGAUCCAUUUAAAAUGAGUAUGAGUUAGGAAAACACUUGGAAGUUAAGCUAGUGUUUAAGUGUUGUGCUGAACAGCAGUGGAGUUAUGCAUGGUCUUAAAUGCUUCGCUUCAUCAGGCCUUUGUUGUUUUAGCUUGAGUUUAAUUACACUUGCUGCAAAAUUUAGUCCUGUUUUCAUUAUUUAUUAAAGGAAAAAAAACCUCUGAUAUUUAGAAUACUCCUAAAGUCCCAUUCGCAAUGUAAACUGUAGCAAACAUAAUGCUAUGAAAAAUGAGAGUGAGAAAAAACAAAAUCCACAUUAGAGCAUUCCAAACAAUAUGAUCGUUAUAAAUCCAUGUAAGAGGUGCAGGAUCUCAGAUGGAGACAUGAACGUCAUUUAAUUUUUUUAAGUCAGUUGCUGCUAUUGGCGCUAAUUACACAGUAAGGGAUUGCAUCAGUUCGUUCAUGCAAGGAUACCUGCAGAGUCUGUAGUUUUUAAAUGCAAAAGGAUUUACCUAGCUAGAAGCCCAAUUAUUUAAUGCUUGAGUUGAACAAUAAGAUAUCACUAUAAAUAUUCUUAAAUUCAAGAUGUAAUUGUCUAGCAUUCAGUCUUCAGUGCAUUUAGUAGCCAUAAUGAUAUUUCGCAAACCAAAUACUAUUCAGGCCACAAAUUAUAAAAUGUUGAUCCGUCUUGAUAGUAAGUGAAGCAGUGCUCGGAAAAGCUUGAGCCCUUCUGGUUUGUAUAGGUGCUGCUUACAAUUAUUACCAUAAAUUGUGACAGUGACUUUUAUUUUUGUAAAAGCGAUGAACUCUUUCUUAAGAGAUGGAAAUAGUUUAAUUUUGUUUCUUGGUUUUCAUGCACUUUUAUUUUUAAAAGUAAAAAUUAGUUCAGCUCCAUAUUUUUACUCAUUGAAUCUAUGCAUGUCAUUGAGUUGACGUGUGUGUGUGUGUGUGUGUGUGUGUGUGUGUGGUUAUUUAUUACCCACAAGUGGACACCUGAGAAACAUGGCCUGAUACUCAGAAGUUCAGAGCACCCGCAAAUCUUUCCAGUGUCAAUGGGAACUGCAGGUGUUGAUCACCUUUGAAAAAUAUGGCUAAGAGUAUUAUUUUGAAAUAUUUGAGGGGAAAAUACGGGGAUAAUUUUGGUUAAGUAAGUAAAUUCAAACUGCAUUUUUACCCUGAUGCACAGUUUUUGUAAAUAAGGACACAUUUUUAUUUUUCUGCCAUUUAUUGUAUGUAUUGAUUUAGACUCUGAUGUAGAAACUUUUGUAAUAAGCAACAUGCUACAUCUGCUAGAACAGAAGUUUGUCCUUAGUUUAUUUCCAUUAUGAUUGUAAUCUUCCUAGUAUUCAAAUCUUGUCUGUGUAAUGUUCGUAUAAUGUAUUCAUUCGUGCAAUAUGGGAGCUGUGAUUUGAUACACAGCUUCAGUCUGGUUGUACAUCACCUAUGUAGCUAUAAGGACUGAAAUCCUCAGCUUGCUUACACUAUUGCUAGUGUAAAGAUUGUUACACUUGAUUUUACAGGGCACAAGUAAUCAUGGAAUUGCUUUGUAAAUACAUGGUAAUUUCUUACCAUGCAUUGCUGUAUGAAUACACAGUUACUAUUCAAUUAUGAAGUACAUCAUUAUUUGUCUUUAGAGAAAUGUUACAAUGAAGUACUAUGUAAAAUCUACAGUUGCAUGGUAUUUCAGGUUGUAUGAUAAAUCCAAACAUAUAUAUGAUAUCAUACAGGGCUUUCCAACCAUGAUGACAAAUAAUAUUUUCUGUGCCCUGUAAAAUAAUUACUCUCUAUAUAUACACUUUUUUGUUUUGCCUCCUGCCUUGUUUACAUUAAACAGAGGAUAUUCAGUAAACUUUUUUAUUGAACUUUAUGUCGGUCACUGACUGACAGUGUUGCCAAUGUUUAGCAGACAUGGGAUAUGCAACAAAGGAACUGUUGAAACAGCCACACUUCUAUAAUUAAAGUACUAACUUUUACAAAGGAGGCGCUGAUCAAAUUCAAUUUUUGUGCAAAAAAUGCAUGCAGGAUUAAAAGGGAUAUUCUAAAAAUAAAUUAAUUUCAAUGAAGUGA
Messenger RNA from Caretta caretta (loggerhead turtle), 6859 nucleotides. RefSeq names its product FHF complex subunit HOOK interacting protein 2A (gene FHIP2A). The record is from RefSeq and is a predicted model, not a curated record. Lineage: Eukaryota; Metazoa; Chordata; Testudines; Cheloniidae.